GUAUAUGGUCGACCAAAUUUGGGAAUCUCUGUUUUGGAUUUCCUUUUGCAUAAUUUGAUGUUCUAUAUUGACUAUGUUAAUCACUUGAUCCAAUAAAUGGACUCUGAAGAUUCAAACAAAGAUAUUGUCAGAAAAGCUCUUAGGAUUGCCUAUUAUAAUAUUAGUGAUUGGAAAUAAACUGGUUAUUCUACGGUUUUGGACAAUCUGAAGUGAUUUCAAUCUAUUACAAAACAUUUAUAAAUGAAGAAAAUGGAUGCAGCGGAGGCAGAGAGGUAGGCAAGGAAAUAAGAAAUCAAUAUUCCCACAAAACAAGCCACAACCAUGUCCAGGGCUAAAAUGCUGAUCCUGGAAGUAAUAUUGCUGCUGAGCCUAGUGCUGGAAGCAGCAGUCGUCGCCGGCGAUAGACGAACCGUAUACAUCGCCAACGACAUGCAACCUGGUGAGAAACUGAAGGUGCACUGCAAGUCUGGGGACAAAGAUAUCGGGGUAAUGGAAGUGGAGUACGGGCAGGUGUAUAAAUUCCAGUUUAAUGUCAACAUUUGGGGAACAACCCUUUAUUACUGUUACGUGUUUUGGAAGGACAAGGGUGUUAGCUUUGAUGCUUACAGACAUUCAAGAGACGCGAAGAAGUGUUUCGUUUGCAAUUGGUCUUUUUCUCUUGAUGGGGCUUAUUGGUGGGAUGUGCAACAGAGGCAGUGGAUUUUGAUGUUUCCUUGGUAGAAUUAAGAUUGUGUAUCAAAUUAUUAAGGGUUUUUCUAUAUUUAUCUUAAAAUAUAAGUUAAAACUAUAA
Molecule: messenger RNA, 790 nt
Organism: Rubroshorea leprosula
Lineage: Eukaryota; Viridiplantae; Streptophyta; Magnoliopsida; Malvales; Dipterocarpaceae
Source: the annotation of a GenBank genome assembly